GAAACGAUACAGGCUUCGACUCGGACUCGAAUUUGAGAGAGACUCCAGGUUCGUCAGUUUGCUGCUCAUCAGGUACCUACCUAGAUAGUUCUCAGACCACCUCCUGUUGAGGCACCAAGAACUGUUGCAACACAAAAACAAACGCUCUGAUUGGGUGGGCCGACAAGAGCUGUCGCUCCUUCCCGUCGAACCAUGCAGGGCAGAGGCGUUUGCUUCCCUCCCCAACUGCCCCGCACCAGACGCCGGAUUCCAGAGAGUUCCAUCGCACUUCCAGAGGCCCCCUCCCUCCCCCUCCACCCUAGCUCUGCGCUGAAGCAUUUAUCGUGCGCCAACACCACCAUCAACAUUCUUAACCAUUGGAUUUCUCCUGCGUGUGUUUUCGACAAGUCCCCGACCUUGCGAGCUAAUCCGUAACCAAUUGCAUCUUCUUCUCACUAUUUCGGAGCCCAUCCGUUAACAGACACCCACCCUGUACUGUCUAUAGGGCGCAUACUAGCAGCCUUACGUUCAGAUAACCCAACUCCCACAUAGCUCAGAACCAGCAACUCACCUUCCCCCCCGACCGUCACCAUGUCUGCCGAAGGUACCGAGACCAAGCCCACGCGCCCCCGCGUCUUCUUCGACAUUACUGUCGGCGGUAAGUCCGCCGGCCGUAUCACGAUGGAGCUCUACAGCGACCUCGUCCCCAAGACGGCAGAGAACUUCCGCUGCCUCUGUACCGGCGAGAAGGGCCUGGGCAAGUCCGGCAAACCCCUCCACUACAAGGGCUCCGGGUUCCACCGCGUCAUUAAGCAGUUUAUGAUCCAGGGCGGUGACUUCACCGCCGGCAACGGCACCGGCGGCGAGUCCAUUUACGGCGCAAAGUUUGAGGACGAGGCCUUCCCCGUCAAGCACGACCGCCCUUUCCUACUGUCCAUGGCCAACGCUGGACCUGGCACCAACGGCUCCCAGUUCUUCCUGACCACCGUCCCGACGCCCCACCUCGACAACAAACACGUCGUCUUCGGCGAGGUCCUCAACGGCAAGUCCGUCGUGCGCCACAUCGAGAACCUUCCUACCGAGUCGGGCGACAAGCCCGUUAAGGAGGCCAUCAUCGCCGACUGCGGCGAGCUCACCGGCGAGGCCGCUCUCGCUGCCGACGUCAAGGCUCCGGACGCCUUCGGCGACACGUACGAGGACUUCCCCGAGGACUGCGCGAACCCGCCUGAUGCCAAGGAGGUCGUCAAGAUCGCUACCGCCUGUAAGGACUUUGGCAACAAGGCCUUCAAGGCUGGCGAUUUCAAUCUCGGCCUCGAAAAGUACCAGAAGGGCCUGCGCUACCUCAACGAGGACCCGGACCUUGAGAAGGAACCCGCCUCGACCAAGGCGGAGCUCGAGGCCCUCCGCUUCUCGCUCAACAACAACUCGGCUCUGCUCAACCUUAAGCUCGAGGCCUGGGAGGACGCCGUCAAGUCGGCCACGUACGCCCUUGAGGUCCCCGGCACCAAGGACGUGGACCGCGCCAAGGCCCUCUACCGCCGCGGCUUCGCCAACGUACGUCUCAAGGACGAGGAGACCGCCGUCAAGGACCUCGAGGAGGCGCACAAGCUCGUUCCGGACGACAAGGCCAUCCUCAACGAGCUCAACGCCGUCAAGCAAAAGGCAGCCGCCCGUGCGGCCAAGGAAAAGGCGGCGUACAAGAAGUUCUUCCAAUAGUCGGGGACGUGGAUGCGGGGAAGAGGUGGUUAGAAGAGAUUCGGCACCGGCCUACAGCAGGAAGCCAAAACGAGAAAUGAUGAUUCCAUGAUUUUUGGGGCGACAAAAACACUAUGCAUACACAAGGGACUUUUCCUAUUCCAUUGGAACAUGGGCGGAGGCGUACAGAGAUGCCGGAACGGCAAGGGAUAAACG
Molecule: messenger RNA, 1890 nt
Organism: Colletotrichum destructivum
Lineage: Eukaryota; Fungi; Ascomycota; Sordariomycetes; Glomerellales; Glomerellaceae
Product: Putative cyclophilin-type peptidyl-prolyl cis-trans isomerase domain-containing protein
Exons: 2
Coding region: 571-1695 (374 amino acids)
Biological process (GO): protein folding; protein peptidyl-prolyl isomerization
Molecular function (GO): protein binding; peptidyl-prolyl cis-trans isomerase activity
Source: RefSeq, a predicted model, not a curated record